Sipha flava (yellow sugarcane aphid) is the source of this 811-nucleotide messenger RNA. RefSeq lists its product as uncharacterized. Bases 91 to 711 code for a protein of 206 amino acids. The transcript has 3 exons. The record is from RefSeq and is a predicted model, not a curated record. Lineage: Eukaryota; Metazoa; Arthropoda; Insecta; Hemiptera; Aphididae.
UUGUUAUAAAACAUUGGUCUAUUACUAGAGCCAAACGCUUAAAAAAAAAUUUUGGACACAAAUUCUCAAGAGAUAUCUAUUGCUGAUUACAUGAAGGAGUACCCAGCGUUACAAAAACCAGCAGGAUAUAAUCUAUUGAUCAAUGAUUUUGAAUUCAUAUAUCCAGACAAAAUAAACAGCCUUUUUGAAACAUUUCCUCUUUAUAAAGUCAGAAUACUAGAACUUGCAAAAACUGUAUCUGAAAAAUUAAGGGACAAUACCAUCAAAGGAAUAUUUAAUGAAUAUCUUGAUUCAGCAUCAGCAAGUAAAGAAGCAUCAGCUAUAGCCACAUUUUGUAUUUUGCCAUUUCUUUUUACUCCAGCUUCUACCAAAAGAAAGAAAGGAACUAGUUCUUGGAAACCAUCCAAAAUUGAGAUGAAAGAUGGCUUUAUAACCCAUAUAAAAUCAUAUAGUGAACUUCAAGAAACAGUAUCAAGAAGAAAAAACAAGUAUGCUCAACUUGGUUGCACCUUACAGCCUUUUAUCAUAAUUAUAGGCCCAAGCAUAAAUGAUAUUUCUCAAAUUUAUGUCUAUGUUGAUAACACUUAUUAUGUACUUAACUCAAUUGUUGCAGCAAUUGAUUGUUGUUUCAAGGUAAUUCAUUCAUUAAAUUUAGAAUAUCCUUUGGAAUGUCUACAAGUUUGGACAUUUAUUCAAAAAGUUUUUUUUUAAAUUAAAAUUGCUUGGGACACUGAGUUUGUAUCAGUUAACUCACUUAUAAGUGAUAUAGGAAUUACUAAUGUCUUAUAAAUUAUAAUUUGUUUUCAUUAUU